CCUGCAAUUCUUGCAAAAGAAAAAUGGCCAGACAAGGAGAUGGUUUUGAGGGAAACGUGCAACAUCUUCAACAUAACCCUAUAUACAACUGCAAAACAUGCAACAAGGAUUUUGAACAUGCUAUUCACUGGUAUGACCGUUUAUAAAGAUUAAUCUUGCUACCUUUGUAAUAUAUCAGUAUUAUAUGUUCAUAUACUAAUUAAAACAGUGGGUUUUUAGUUACUAUUUGGUUGUACGUAUCUCUGAUGACUCAAAGGGAGAAGCCAAGUUUUUGCUUUUCAACAAUAUUCCGGAGAGGCUCAUUAGGAGACCUGUGUUUGAGUUAGUCCAAGAGGCUGCUCAGGUAUUUCUUUCAUUUUUAAUUUAGGGGGAAUUAAGAAAAUUUCAUUUCUAUUAUUCUAUAUAUUCUUUGAAAGAUGUAUAUUUGUUUUACAGGAAAAUCCACAUUUUCUACAUCAAUCUCUAACUGAUUUGAUUGUGAGAAAACUUCUAUUUAAGAUCACUAUCGGAACUUAUGGUCAACAAGAACAGAAUUCAGCAUAUGUUGUUGAUUUAGUGAUUGAUGAUCCAGACAUAAUUCAACACUUUGAUCCACAUGUAAUAUUUAAAAUAGUGAUAACUCAAAAUUAAUUUUGCCCAGUAUAAGUUCUAACAAAAUUUUUUUUUGCAGCCGCAUUUUGUGAUUUUUAAUGAUUAUGAGUCGGAAGAGGACUGAUGCUAAUCCAAAAUUAAGGAACAAAGUUGAAGUCCAAUAUGCCCGUCAAAGUGCAAGAGUUUAAGAAUAAAUUUGUUUUUGUUCUCUUCAAAUUUCAUAAUGUUUUCCAUUGUCUCUCUUUUAGGUUUUAUAGUUAUGAGAAUGAAUUAUGAGGUGUUAUUUGGUUCGUUAUAUAGAACACCUCCUUGAAUCUAUUUUUUUGUCCACAUUAUAGCAAAAUUAUUGUUUAAAACUUUAAAUUUUUAAACUUAUCACUAGAAGAUAUUAUAGACUUAUAUAUCUAAAUUGCUAAAAUAAGGUUGUUAUAUAUAUGUUAAAGUUCAAAAAAAUCAUAAUUAAUAAAGGAACAAUGUAAAAGAAGGUAAUAUUGAAUUAUAUUGUCAUAAAGUGUUUUCCAAUAAAUAUCAUAUUCACUUGCGCAAAGAAUAGAUACAUGGUAAGAAUUUGAUGAGGAAACUUUAUUUGGCAACAAAGGAUUAUACGUAUAUUUUGAAGAUGAUAUAACCUAAUGGUCAUGGAUCGAUUUCUAUUAUAUUUUUCUGAAGAGGUCGGCUUCUGAACUCUAUAUCUUCGACUUUCUUUCAAAAUAUAUUAGUUUAUUCAAGCUUUUAUUCUAAUUGCAUACGAUUCAAUCUAUACGUAGUGUUUUCGUCUUACUGAAAACACAAGCAUUCGAUUUAGAGUGGGAAGCAUGAAGAGAAGUAAUCCAGUGUCUAAAGACACGGGGAAUAAACCACAGAAGAGAAAAAAAACAGUGUAUGUUCUACUGAAAAUAAAUAAAAACCUUUAUAAAUUAUGAAUUUUCGCACUACCGAAUACAAAGAAUGAUACGUAAUCGUUCUAAUGAAAUCAGGGCAAGUGAUAGUUGGUUAAUUUUUCACAGACUUAUUAUGUUGACGCAGGUACCAAUGACAAAGAGAAUACUCCAAUGGGGAAUAUAACACAAAACUCAUCUAUCACAAACGUUUCACCUCUGCCCAGUAUAAAUCCUUUUAGGACGCCCUUUCAUAAUGUUACGAAUCAAGUAUUUCGACCCAUUAUUCCACAACCAUCAGAGGCUAAUCCGUCAAAAAUCGUUGAAAAUACAUCGACACAUACUGUCCCAUUAAGUUGUGUUUUUCAAAGUUUUAAAGAUGGACUAACACAUCAAGCUAGAGCUGCGCGAAAGGAAAUACUGAAUAACAAAAGAACAAUAGGACUUACUACCUCAAAUAGAGGUUAGUCUCCUAACGCUUUCAUUUUCCCCACGUUUAUUCUUAUAAAUCUAUUGAAAAAAAAACAUUUCUGAAAAAUUCAUUUUCAUUACAUUCCACAGUUACCAGGAUUUUCAAGCCAACCAAGGCAUCAGUUGUACCACAUCCAGGUAUAAGUUUCUUUUCAAAGCAAGAGUUACAAGGCUUUUUAAAGAAUUACUGGAAGAACCCUUUGUGAAAAUUAGCUUACUUAUUUAUCUGUUCAUGCUACUUAUGUCUGUAGGUUCCUAUAAUUCAGUGCAAAGUUCACCUACUCUUGCAAAUUUGAGUAGUUCUGGAAUCAACAUGCACCCAUCGAGUAAUAGCAUUUUUUACUAAUUACUGCAUAUUAUAUAAGUAUGAGUAAAUAGUAUGAUCGUAUACAAAUAGUAAAAAAAAUAGUAACUAAAAUUUGCAAGGUCAGCACAAGUUUCGUAUAAUAAAAAAAUGUCAUCCGUUUAGGUACAAUUGGUAAUCAAGAAACUAUAUCCCGGAGUACCAGCAUUUCCUUGAGGAAACGAAAGACACUUGGAUCACCUCCAUCGGUGAAUUCAAAGAGAAGACAAAAGGAAGGUAACAACGGGUUUUAAAUAAUGUUUUUCGUUUGAGGUGUUCUAUGCUACUAUUUCAAAAGUGUGACUAAACUUAAACAAAUUGUAACAGCAAGACAAGGUCCCAACAUGACACGACAAACAAAUCCGACUCUUCCAGCAGUGUCUGUAGCAGAUGCACCUCCUGAAGGUAAUUUUUUAGAUAUUUUUAAUCGUACUAAUAUGAUGUCUACUGAAAGGUAAAAAUUAAUAUUAUACCUAUUUCAUGAAUUUAUUUGUGCUAGACCUUUGUUUAUAUAUGUAAAUUAAUAUUUUUCAGCUACUCAAAGUCCAUUCCAACAAACCAAAACUAAUGAAUUCAUUCCUCCACCAAGGUUCAUCGUCGAGGACCAUCCUGAAGGUAAAAUGUCUAUUUCAUCUAUACAUAGACAAUAAAUUAUAUUCAUGGAUGAUAUAUUUUGACUUUGUAAUACACUUUUUCACGCAGCUUACAAUAAUCGAUAUGAAAUUGAAAGUGAGUCUGAAAAUGAAAAUGAAGAUGAGGAGAAUCAGACUUACACUACCUAUCCAGCUGGAGUGUCUUUGAUAAACCCAUCACCACAACAUAUCACACAACAAACUAAUAAUACAGUUACUUCGCCUAUUAUCAUCGGGAUACAAAAAAACAUGACCUGAAAAUUACUACAAUGUUUCUUACAAAAAAAUAACCACAUAUUAGUUUGUUUUUUUAAUGAAGAUAUUUUCUUACACAGGUUACUACGACGACGGAGAUCCAGGUUGGAAUUGUACGUUUUGUCAAGCAUAUAUGUGGUAUGGUGAAAGAAUUGGAAAACGCCGGCGUAGUUCCAAUCAUGUCUUCACAAUGUGUUGUAAACGUGGUAAAUUUGUACUUCCUCGGCUCGCGAAUCCUCCAAUGGAGUUAAUGACUUUGUUAUGCAAAGGAGACGAGUUAAGCAAACAUUACCGAGAGUUCAUACGAGCUUACAAUAUGAUGUUCUCUUUCACAUCUCUUGGGGGGGAAGAUAGAUCAUUCAAUUAACAAUGGUCGUGGACCAUUUGUUUUCCGAAUGUCCGGUGAGAACUAUCAUCGUAUUGGUGAUAUAGUUCCCGAGCCUGGACAAGCUCCGAAAUUUUCCCAGCUCUAUAUCAUUGAUACUUUAAAUGAGAUCAAAAAAUAGACUUGACGCUUAUGCCGGGUAAUUUUCUUCAUUAUAUGAACUUACUAUGAUUAUAUUGUACAGACUGUAGUAUGGUCGACAUUUUGUUAACUUAUAUUAAAAAUUAAAAAAAACUUUGCAGGUCUGACAGAGCUGCUGCUAAGAAACUAAGAGAACCACUUGUUCUUCUUCUGAAGAAUAUGUUAGAUCAGUGUAACCCUCAUGUCAAGGCUUUUAGGUCUGCAAGAGACAGAUUCGACGUGGAAGGAUCAACAGGUUAUAGAAUGAGAUUGAUUGAAACUCGACAAUCUGAUGGACGGACCCAUAAUCUGCCGACUGCAAAUGAAGUGGUUGCUUUGAUACCUGGAGAUUUUGUUUUAAAUAUGGAGACACGAGAUAUUGUUCUAAAGAGUAAGAGUGGAAAGUUGCAAAGGAUAAGUGAAUUACAUCCGGCGUAUUUGCCUCUGCAAUAUCCACUAUUGUUUCCAUAUGGAGAGGAUGGCUUUCGAUUAAAUAUUCCUAUUGGUUUUGAAGACAGCACUGCGAGAAAACACAAGAAUGUAACUAUGCGUGAGUACUUUGCAUUUUGGAUUUUAGAGAGGAGGUGGGAAGCACUUACAAUUACAAGAUCAGGCAGAUUGUUUCAUUAGUUCCUUGUGGACGCUUACACAAUGAUAGAAUCGAGUAGACAGCGUUACUUGUGGCUGAAUCAGAAAAAGCUCCGGUCAAGUAGUUACGCUGCAAUCCAGAAAGCAGCUACAAGAGCUGGAGCUAAGAUGACUGAGCAAGGGAGCCAAAUUUUCAUUCCAGCAACUUUCACCGGUGGAAAAAGGUAUAUGAAGCAGCACUACUAUGAUGCCAUGGCUCUGUGCAAAUACCAUGGAUUUCCAGAUAUUUUCAUCACUUUUACGUGCAAUCCAAAAUGGCCUGAAGUUACAAGGUAUCUGAAAAAAUAUAACCUGACCACCGAAGACAGACCAGAAAUAUUGUGUAGAGUUUUCAAGAUGAAACUCGAUAAUCUUAUCGGCGAGUUGACUAAAAAUAACGGCUCCUUAUUUGGGCCUGUUGCUGCAGGUAAAUCUCCUUUACAUGUUGCUUAUAUUAAUUGUUUAAGCAAAACAACUAAUGUAGAUAGUAUUUUGUUUGUAAAAAAUUUCUAAAUAUUUUAUUUUUUAUGUUGUCAGUAAUGUACACGAUUGAGUUUCAGAAAAGAGGAAUGCCACACGCUCAUAUUCUUGUCUUCAUGGAAAAAGGAUCAAAAUUUCCAACAGCCGAUGAUAUAGAUAAAAUUAUUUCCGCUGAAAUACCAGACAAGACAGUAGAUUCAGACCUGUAUGUAAUCGUUGGGGAUAGUAUGAUGCAUGGUCCUUGCGGUGCAGGAAAGAAGGAUAAUGUAUGUAUGGUUAACGGUAAAUGUUCUAAGAUGUUUCUGAAAACUCUCAACAUCAGGACAUCGAUUGACGCAAAUGGAUUUCCAGCUUACAUGCGUCGGAUUGAUGGUAGGUUCAUUGAGAAAAAUGGAAUCAGAUUAGACAAUGGAUUUGUUGUACCAUACAACAGAGACCUCAUGCUUCGAUAUCGCGCGCAUAUGAAUGUCGAGUGGUGCGUCCAAACACGAGCUGUUAAGUAUCUUUUCAAAUAUAUCCAUAAGGGACCUGAUUAUGCCUCAGCUGCAAUGGAUAAAGAAGAUGAAGAUGGCGUCAUUGACGAAAUCAAAACAUAUUACGACUGCAAGGUAUUAUUAUAUUUAAACCAAUUCGUGUUAGUAUCUACAAAUUACAAAAUUCUAUAAAUUUAUAACAAUAUAUUUAAAAUUCAGUAGAAACUCUAUAAGCAAUUCAUCAAUCAUAGAAGAUCAAUAAAUUAAUACUAAUUAGAAUAUUGAACUUUAUAUAUUAACUUCAUUUCUCCAAUCCAAGUUUGGGGAAAUGUAAAAUAUCAUAUAAUACGAAAAAAAUAAUAAGAUAAUAAAGGAAAGACGUCAAGUUAGUUAAAUAUAUGAUCACACUCAAGUUCUAAGUCAAUAAUAUCAUAUAUUAUAUUCGUUGGAUGUUAUAAUAUACAAUUUUUUCCAGAAUUUUUACUAUAUGUUUUUGUAUAUAUCAUUUUUAUUAUCAUUUAUAAUUUAUUAAUAAUACAUAUAAAACAAAAUUUGUAUUCUACCCUAUGUCUUUGCAAAGGAAAUGAAAAUACAUCAAUAAUCUAUUACUAUUAGUACAAAUAUAUAUGUAUAAGCUUUAAAAAAUAUAUAAUACCAUAGAUGAAAUUUAUAUAACUCAUUUGUUUACAAUAAAAUAAAUACAUUAUUAACAAAUAGAGUUUAUCUGUCUUUUACAUUUUAAGGUCUAUGUUCAUCUUUACUAAUCUAUGUUUUCGUAUUUCUUAAUUAGAUAUAUUACUGCAUGCGAGUCGUCGUGGCGGAUUCUUGCUUUUCCUACACAUUUUCGUACUACUUCUGUAGAGAAACUUGGCUUUCAUCUUCUGGAUCAGGAACUGGUAUUUUUUUAUGAAGACGAACCUAUUGAGAGUAUUCUCAACAAAAAGACUGUCAACCAAUCCAAGUUUUUGGCCUGGUUCAUAGCAAACAGAAAAUACGCAGAGGCAAGAGAGUUGACAUAUGCCGAAUUUCCAACAAAAUUCGUGUGGAAAUCAGGUACGAGAGAAUGGGUACCACGGAAACGAGGCUUUGCGAUAGGGAGGAUUGCGCAUAUUCAUCCAUCAGGUGAUGAGCUAUAUUUCUUAAGAGUAUUGCUAAAUUGGGUAAGAGGGCCGACAUCAUACGAGGAUAUAAGAACAGUUGAUGGUGUUUUAUAUCCUACAUACGAAGAUGCUUGCUAUGCGUUGGGAUUGAUGGAUGAUGACAAGAAAUUCAUAGAAGCUAUCAAAGAUGCCAGUGACUGUAGUUCUGCCACGUAUGCCAGGAAGCUUUUUGCGAGAAUGUUGGUUUCCAAAUCUUUGUCUCAGCCUCAUGUUGUGUGGGAAGCUACUUGGGAGUAUCUUACCGACGAUAUUCUUUACAAGAAGCGGCGAGAAACUGGACGACCUGAUAUGAACUUGACCAUAGAGCAGAUCAAAAAUAUUGCUCUUACUGAGAUCGAAAAUCAUUUGCUCAGCAAUGGUCGUAGCCUCAAGAAAUGACCCCACAUGCCAAAGCCAGAAGAUUUUGGCUCUUACAACGGCAAUCGCCUUAUAGAUGAUGAGCUUAAAUAUGUUGUGGAAGAUCAGCUAAAGGAAAAUGAAAGACUUAUGGCGAUGAUAACAGAUGAGCAAAGAGGGGUAUACGAACAGAUUCUGGAUGCAGUUUUAAAUGAUAGCGGUGGAGUGUUCUUUCUUUAUGGUUAUGGAGGCACAGGAAAAACCUUCGUAUACAGAGCACUCUCAUCAGCGAUCCGAUCUAGAGGUAUGAUUGUUCUAAAUACUUCAUCAAGUGGAAUUGCAGCAUUGUUGUUGGAAGGAGGUAGAACCACACAUUCCAGAUUUGGUAUUCCGAUAGAUGCAGACGAAUUCAGUACUUGCAAGGAAAUGGAGUCAGGAUCAGAUCGUGCAGAAUUAGUUAAAGCGGCAAAGUUAAUUGUAUGGGAUGAGGCGCCUAUGAUGAGCAGACACUGUUUCGAGACGUUGGAUCGCACUAUGUGUGAUAUUAUAAGAUCUUCUGAAGACAUACCUUUUGGGGGUAAAGUUGUUGUUUUCGGUGGAGAUUUCAGACAGAUUUUACCGGUUAUACCUGGAGGUGGUAGAGCAGAGACUGUUUUGGCGGCUCUAAAUUCGUCAUAUCUUUGGGAGCACUGCAAAGUUUUGAAGCUAACAAAAAAACAUGAGAUUGCUGGCUGGUCUAACUGAUGAUGCAGCAAAAGACCUUCAAUCCUUCUCAAACUGGAUUUUGGAUAUUGGAGAUGGAAAAAUAAAUUUGCCUAACGACGGCCAAGUUGAGAUUGAUAUCCCUUCUGAUUUGCUGAUACAAAAUAGUGGAGAAGAUCCUAUUGAGACUAUGGCAAAAGAGGUUUAUGGACAAGCUUUUCAAACCUCGACAGAAAAGGAUUUGUAUAGACAUCGAGCCAUUCUUACUCCCACAAAUGAUGAAGUGGAUAAAAUAAAUGAUUACAUGCUUUCGCAGUUGCUAGGUAACAUGUUUUAUCAUUUAUUCUUAUGUUCAACUAACUUUUUACAUAUCACUAAACAAAAGGAUUUACAUAUGCUUUCAGGAGAAGAGAAAGUUUACCUUAGCUCUGACAGUAUUAUCCCAUCCGAUGUUGACAUAGAAGAAAAUGUAGUAUAUCCUGCAGAGUUUUUGAACAGUGUUAAAGUGGCUGGACUGCCUAGACAUUGUUUGAAGCUCAAGGUUGGUGCUCCUAUCAUGUGUCUUCGUAACAUGGAUGUUGCAGAUGGCUUAUGUAAUGGUACUAGGCUAAUUGUUACUCAGUUACUGCCCCAUGUGAUAGAAGGUAGAAUUAUAACCGGAAACAAAAUUGCUGGACAUCCGGUUUGGAUUCCUAGAAUGUUUGUCACACCACCUGACACAAAGUUUUCCUUCAGAAUGCGUCGAAGACAAUUUCGAGUUACUUUGGCUUUCGCGAUGACCAUCAACAAAAGUCAAGGUCAAACACUCGAAAGUGUUGGGUUGUUUCUGCCUAGGCCAGUGUUCUCUCAUGGUCAGCUCUACGUUGCACUUUCAAGAGUUAAGUCAAGAUCUGGAUUAAAAAUUCUAAUAACUGAUAAAGAAGGGAAAACGCAGACAAAAACAUUGAAUGUUGUCUACAAACAAGUUUUUCAGAAUAUUCCGUAGUCACAGUACGUAAUUUUAAUCUACUUUCUUUUCAAAUAUAAAUUUUUAAGUAUAUAAACUGUUACAAUUAUUUAUUUUUUGUAUUUGCCAGAUUGGUAGUGAUGAGUUAGGAGACCGAUUGUAUUCAGGAGCAUCCCGUUUUCUGACUACUUCGUGUCAUGACGGUAUGUCAAUUUAAUAUUAUUUCAUGUUAAUUUUUAUUUAGAAACUUAUAAAUCUAUCAAAUAAUGUUAACCCGUCAAAUUGCUUACAAAAUUUAUUUAUUUUUUUCAGGUUUCUAAUUGAUUUUGCUUUAUUUUCGUCAAUUGUACUUCAUAAUUUAUAUUGUUUAUGGAUAAUAUUUUGAUUUUUAUUUUGAUUAUAUUUUCUUUUAAACAUUUCAUAGUUUUAGAAGUAUCAAAUUUACUGAAAUUAAUUUUUUCAGUUUUCUAAUUGAUUUUGCUUUAUUUUUCUACAAUUGUACUUCAUAAUACGCUUGUUUAUGGAUAAUAUUUGAUUUUGAUUUUUAUUAUAUUUUCUUUUAAUAUGUCUACAUAAAUGUUUUUUUUAUUAUUAAUGGAAAAAUAAUAUUAUUCACCAACAUUAAAGAAUUACGACAUAUAUACAAUACAUUUCUAAUUAAUGAUAAUAUAAAAUCUGAUACUUCUAAAACUAUACACUAUUUAUUCUAUAUUUUGAAUGAAAGUUUCUUUGUAAACACACAAAUUAUUUUGGGACGUUGCAACUAUACAUACACACAAUAUCUGCCUCUUCAUACUGAAGUUACACAGUUCCCUCUCGUCCAUCUCAAAUAUUGAGUACCAGCUUUUUUUCAUGGCUGGUGAAUUUUUCCAAAGGCGAUGGUAUUAUAUUAUAAAAUCCGUUACUUCUAAAACUAUAUAAGAUUUAGUCCAUAUUUUGAAUUUUCUUAUGCCCGCACAGGGUGCGGGCCGGUCACCUAGUAUAUGAAUAUAACAGAUCGAAUUAGAUAUAUGUUCCUAAAAAUAUUGGUAUUUGUGAUUUGCUUCUUUUUUAGAUAUUGUAUUCUAGUAUUUGAUUUGUUUCGUAGAGUUACGGAUAUCCAGAUUUUUUUUGUUCAAAUCAAAACGGAUAACGAAUCGAAUCAAAAUUUAUGAAUAUUUUGCUAAACUUUAUCCGUAAACAAUAAAAAUAAUAUAUAUAUAUAUAUAUAGUUUGGUUUUUGAUUCGUUAUCUAUUUUUAUUCGGACCCAAAAAUAUAGAGUUUUAUUGGAACCGUGUAUGUGAGUUUUAUAUUAAAAAAAAUCGCAAAGUACAUAGCAUGAAGACAUUUAUGAAUAUAGUGUGAACGCGUUAACAUACUUAUUAUUAAAUCAUUAUAAGACUGUCACGUGUCUAUUAUAGUGUGAAUGCAUUUAUUACAAUGCUUCUCUUUUAAUAUAUAAGGGAUGAGAAAAUCCCAUAACAAGCAUGCUUGAGAUUUGAGACUUACAUAUAUGUUCAGUCUAUGUCUAUAUAUUAAUAGGACGUUUAUAAGAAGUUAUUUAAAAAAAAAGUUUUUUUAAAACAAAUAGUUUAGUUAAUUACUUGUAGAAUAUAUUUCACUUCUGUUUUCAACAGCUCGUAUCAAUUGGGGUGAGUUUCUUAUGCUGCACAGCUAGUAGAUAUGAACUUAUGAAGUGUACAAGUAGGACGACAAAAUAAGUCGUGUAUCCUUUGCAGUUUAUGUGGUAGAAACGUGAUAUGUCCUAGUCCUUCGGAAAUUUUGUCUUUCCUCCCCUGGAUACUACCUUCACUUCGAGUACUAAUUUAUGUAUAUAUUUCCUACAAGUUUCCCACCUUCACGUCAACGGUCAACAAAACAUGAAAGUACGUUAUAACCGGCGAAAAGUUAUAAUUUUUAGAUCAUUUCAUAACUUGAAUAAUGAUUAUUAUCAUAAGCCAUGUUAGUAUUUCAAUCAAUCGAACUAUAUAUGAAUCAUUUUUUUGGUUAUAAAAUACAUUAGAUGGCGAACGAACGUCUACUCCUACAGGUGGGCGUCUAGAGCGGUAAGAUUGUUUUCGAUUUAAGAUUUAUAUAGUUUACGUAAACGUAAUAACUAGGUGCAUGUCUUAUUAAACUCCGGAGAUUUGUUUUGCCUGACAUUUUCUUUACGUUACAACGCCGACUGCAUUUCGAACAUAUAAAACUUCUUAGAGCUAGCAAAAUUCUGAAUUUACAAUCAGAUGAUAGAAGUCGGAAGAGUAUUUACAUGCGUUGAGCUUUGAGCUAAAUUGUAUCGAAUGUUACUGUGAGUCUGUGAGCUAUAUAAUAUAAGUAAAUGGAAAUGAAGAAGAACUCAAGCACAUAAGUGCACAUGAGUUAUAUUUCGAAUAACAUCAAUUCCAUUAAUGUCGCUCUUCUGACUGAUGAUCUCACUUCCU
Brassica napus (rape) is the source of this 10820-nucleotide messenger RNA. Its product is annotated as ATP-dependent DNA helicase PIF1-like. The transcript is spliced from 2 exons. Lineage: Eukaryota; Viridiplantae; Streptophyta; Magnoliopsida; Brassicales; Brassicaceae. The coding region runs from base 7470 to 8438 and encodes 322 amino acids. The record is from RefSeq and is a predicted model, not a curated record.